Molecule: messenger RNA, 10930 nt
Organism: Diorhabda sublineata
Lineage: Eukaryota; Metazoa; Arthropoda; Insecta; Coleoptera; Chrysomelidae
Gene: Lap1
Product: leucine-rich repeat-containing protein 1
Exons: 7
Coding region: 198-2354 (718 amino acids)
Biological process (GO): neurotransmitter receptor transport, endosome to postsynaptic membrane; neurotransmitter receptor transport postsynaptic membrane to endosome
Cellular component (GO): postsynaptic density; adherens junction; postsynaptic membrane
Molecular function (GO): protein binding
Source: RefSeq, a predicted model, not a curated record
UGCCUUCACACCACUCCAAAAUGAACUAACCUUGACAAAAGCAACUAAACGAACGAUUAUAAAGAAGAAGAAUGUAUUAAACGAAUUAAACAUAAAUCAUUGUUUAUUAUUUAUAUAUAACUGUUUAAAAUGUGAAGAUUGUUGAUACAAUUCAUAUUAUCUCAAAAUGAACUGGUAGAAAUUAUAUUUUAUUAGCAAUGGGGUGGAUGACAUGUUGUCAAUGUAAAUCAAACGACGAGAAAAUAAUAGAAUUAGAUUUUUCAAGAUGUGGGAUUUCUGAAGUACCUAAUGAAGUUUAUGCCAAUUCUCCGACACUCGAAGUCUUGCAUUUAGAAGGAAAUAAACUGAAAGACUUAUCUCCACAGUUAUUUCAGUGUAUAGAUUUAAGAUACCUUAAUGUGAGUGAUAAUGAAAUCCGAGCCAUACCACCAUUGAUAUCAAAAUUGACCAAUCUACAAGUUUUAAUAUUUAGUAAAAAUGUUUUAGAUGGAGUUCAUCAAAAUUUAGAUAAACUUAGCAAAUUGACUAUGUUGGAUUUAAGUAUGAAUGAUUUAGGUAAAGUUCCAGAAGCCAUUAUGAGCCUUAUUAAUUUACAACAACUUUGCCUGAAUGAUACAGGUAUUGAUUUUGUUCCUGCAAAUAUCGGAAGACUUUCUAAUUUAAGGAUAUUAGAAUUACGAGAUAAUAAUUUGUCUGAGCUACCUAAAUCUAUUAGGCGCUUAACUAAUUUACAACGACUUGAUGUUAGUGAUAAUAAUUUAACAAAUUUGACAGAAGUAUGUGAGUCACAUGGAAAUUUGACUGAAUUAUGGAUAAAUGGCAACAAUAUAUCUGAACUUUCAGUAUCCAUAACUCACCUUAAGAAGAUAAAUGACUUUGAUGCCUCAUAUAAUAAUCUAGAAUCGGUUCCAAAAGAAAUUGGGCAUUGGACAAAAAUAACAAAUUUAAUUUUAAGCUUUAAUAAUUUAGUUUCAUUGCCAAAGGCUGUUGGAAACCUCAGAAAUCUUCAAGUUUUGAAACUUGAAUCAAACUUUUUAGAGGAACUGCCUAGCACAAUUUGUAAAUUAGUUAAUUUGGAAGAACUCAAUCUGCAGAAUAAUUCUUUAAUAAAAGUACCUAGUGGGAUUGGGCAUUUAAGGAAACUAGCAACAUUGAUUUUGUCUGAUAAUAAGUUACAACAGUUGCCUUUAGAAAUUGGUAGUUGCUGUGAACUUUCAAUAUUAAAUGUUCAUAAUAACCAUUUGGAAAAACUUCCAGAUGAAGUUGGUCAUCUUCAAAAUUUAACUACUCUUGGAUUAAUUGGGAAUAGACUCUCAUACUUACCUAUAACAAUUUCAAAACUCCAAAAUCUUAAAGCACUAUGGUUAACACCAAAUCAAACACAGCCAUUAAUUCAUCUUCAAAAUGAACAACUGCCAGAUGGUCAGGUAGUCCUGACUUCAGUUGUUUUUCCGCAAACGCCUCUCAGAGAACCUCCACCUACACAACUACCUAUGGGUAACCAAAACUGCCACAUUACAUUCAAUACAGAAAGGAAUGAUUCUGAGGUUACAGAUGCACAGAUAUCCUUGAGUAGGACUCCUACACCGCACCACAAGGAAUUAAAAAGAUUACGAGAAGUGUUGAGAAAUUCUCAUAUUCCAGGAAAAAGGCCGUUAAAUAUUUCCGAAAUAAAAGAAGCAAAAGUAACAAAUAUAUCAGGAGAUCUAGCUGUAUCUGAAAAUAGUUUAAAUGGUCGCGACUCUACAGAAAUUCCUGAAAAUCUAUCUGACAUUACUAGAGAGAUAAACAAAACCCCUCCAAAACAACCUCCACCGUAUCAUAUAGCCGCUGUUUACUCUAAAAACGCACAUUUAUUUACUCAAAAUCAAACUGUAAGUCCUCCAAGUCCAAUGGACCAACCAAAACAAUUUAGCCAAAAACAGCCUCCUAAUAUUCAUAUGCCGACUCCCAAACUACCAAGCAAUAGGAGUCACAUUCCUGUUUUGCAAAUCGCUGAUGCAAAUAAUGGUUAUAAAGAUGUUAAUAUGAUGUGUGAAGAUGAUUUGAAUCAGAGUAAACAACUUGUUAAAUGGCCAUUUGGAAAGCAUAAAGUUUGUCAGGUUUUAGAGGUUGAGAUUCCUCAAUCAUUUACCCCGAAAAAUAUUCGUAUUGUUGGACAAAGUAAUGGUUUGUUCAUAGAUUAUGUAGAUCCUCAAAGUGAAGUAUUUCAGAAAAUUUGUAUUGGAGAUAAGAUAUUGGCCAUUGAUGAAAUUGACUACACUAUUAUGGAACCAGUCAUUGCUUAUCAAGAUGCAUGCCAAAGAAUGAGCAAUUUAAAAACUGUGACUGUCUCGAGAAACCCACCACUUUAGCUAAGAGGUUAAAUGAAUUAAAUUCACCAUUCUUAUUGGGUUAGUAUGAAAUAUCACAAAACUGCAUUUACUUCGUCAGAAUCAAAGUAAAACUAGAAGAUUUUUUAAAAAAUAUAUCAUUAACUGUUUGAGUUACUAUCGUAUGUGAUAAAUUUCACCAAGCUUGAUUUAUCUUUUGCGAUAAGUUUUCUUCAUUAUUUUGUUAUUGCAGCACUGGGACAAAAAAGAGUUCUCUCAGCUACUUAAAUGAUACUACAAUUGCGCAAUGAAGUUUUACAACGUAUUGAUUAUAAAACUAAUAUUAUACACUUUUGACAACACAAUUAUCUUUCAGAUUGUCAACUUUCUCUUUAUUUGAUACAAAUACUUUGUUCUAAAUUUUUUAUGACUUAUUUCUGUACACAAGAACUGAUGGUUUGCAUAUUCUCGUGCAGGUGGUUGAUAUUAAUUACUGCUGUAUGAAAUGGACAUAUAAUAAUCAAUCCUUAUAUCUCCCAAUCUAUACUUCUUUAAUAGAGGAGAGGGACACCCCCAAUUUUUUUGAUGCACCGACCAACUUCGUCCUAGUCGCUAAAAGUGGUCUAUCCUUAUAUUGAUGGGAUCGCUGAAUACGAAUAUGAUAUUUAUUUUUAUCUAAAAUUGGGGCUUUAUGGUGAAAAUCGAGUUUUUAACCAAAUAUGGGAAAAAAAUGUUUUGCGAUUUCGCGUGUUCAACUCGCUGUAUCUUUGCAACUAAACGUUAUAUUUUGAUGAAAAUUUAAUGUCAUAUACAAGAGUGUAUUUUUAAAGAAUAUAAACCAGUCCAAAUUUCCCAAAGCAUUUUCCGACCGAACAGGAAAUUUUAGAAAAUUUUUCAUGCGGUACCGUAACUUUUUAGAUACUAAUGCAAAAGUUGAGUGAUGAAGUUUUUAAUUUCCUUUUUCUGAAUUUAUAGUAUUAAAAAUUAAAAUGCAAAGAAGUUUUGUGGAAAUUUUCAGAUCUUAUUAUGCAGUAGAAAAAAAUAUACAGCGAUUUCAAGCUAAGCGCUCUCGCGGCUUGACAAACGUAGAGGGCGCGCACAUCUUCAAUCUUGUCUCUCUACUAUAAUAUGUGGUCCGAGUAUAGUUCUCAGUAUUUUUCUCUCGAUUAUCUUCGGGUCUUCUCCCUUUUUAUUUAUGAUAGUUGUUUCUAUGGCGUACGCAAUCACUGGUCUUAUUAAUCUUUUAUAUAUUUUUAUUUUGUCCUUUUUACUAAUAUUCUUACUUUUGAGUAAAUUUACUUUUUCCAAAUGUUCGAUACUCUCUUUGUAUUCCCUCUCUUAUUCUUUCUGCAAGUUUCGUUAAAUAGUUACUGGAUUUGUCUCUAUCUAACAAUUUUAUCAUCCUAAAUCUCAGUUUAUAAUGUUUAAUAUUCAUUUGUUCAAUUAGGAAAGGGAGAGCGGGGUCUUAAAAUAUAUAUGUCCAAAUUUGUUAUCUGGGAGUAUAAAUAUAAAUUUCUAUCAACGUAUAGGUGCUGAUGAAUAUAUCGAGUAUGUCUCAGUGUUAUUCGGAGAAAAGAAAAACUCCCUUAAAGUAGUAGUUAGCUAUUCGCGGGGAUAGCUAUACCCUUCCAAAACGUUCGUAUGCUUAUAAAAAAUAUUUCCCAUUACCCUAUCCAUUACCUGAAGAACCAAAUACUUGAAAUCUGUCAUAAUUAAUAGAUUAUUGCCCAAUAUCACAACAGUAAUUAUUACUUACUGCCUCCAACAAACAUUGAUGUUUGAUAUAUUAUUUGAUUAUGUUUGAAACAUCCCUCUACACUAGUCCCUCUAUUAUUGAUCUAAAAUUAAUUGUUUGAAUAUUUUAACACAAAUCAAAACACAUACUUGAAAUAAAAUGGGUCAUAUAUAUUCAGUGAUAGUUAUAAAAAAUAUAACAGCAUGUUUCAUGUUUACUGUAUUUAAUUUUUAAGUAUAACUUUAACUUUAAGAAAAUCAUUUUUUUUUUAUUUUGUUGUUGAAGACAUUAUAUCCUCUUUUUACAAUUUACUAAUAUGUAUUGCCUGGAAGAAAUAUGUAUUGAUUAAUUAUAGGCAAACAGUUGCUUUUGUGAUAAACUGAAGACGAUAAAUGUUUCCAAAACAUAUAUGUGAAAUUCAUUUGUAAUCAGCCUGAGUAUUUGACUAGUAUAAUAAUUUGUCAGAGUUGAUAUACAUAGAUGUAUAACUGUUAUUUAUGCAUAAAAUACAUAUUUAUAUGAUAUAUAUUAAUGUAAACAGUAUUCAUAGUUUUACGUAUGCACGAGUUCUUUGACAACUCUAACAUUAUUUACAAUUUUAUAACAUUUUUAACGCUUUAUCUAUUUAUCUUUGUAGUUAUUAUUGCAUUAAUAUUAAGAAAAUAUUAAUAACAUGACUGAUUCGAGUAUUUUUGAGAAUAACUAUUUUUGUGUGAUAUUUUGAGUUAUUAUUUAUGUAUGAAACCACAAUUAUAUUUUGGGUUUAUAAUUUCAUAGUACUUAAAGUUAUUUGUUGAAGAAAGAUGGUAAAAUUUUUUAAAAUUUACAUAUUUCGUAUAAAUUAUAGUUGCUUGAGCAUUAUCAAACCAGGCAUUCAAAUAACAUUUAUUAAAUUGAUUUAAACAAAUAAUUUUUACCCAAAAUAAGACUAAAUUUGAAGAUUCUAGAAAUUACAUGAACAAUCUGAGCAACUAUAUUUCUUAGACAAUUUUAAAAAGUAAUUAUUAGUUAUUUUAUUUCAUUUUCAAAUGUAUAGUAUUAGUAUAUAAAAUUUUUUUAUACCAAUAAAAAAGUUGAUAAAACAUAUUUUUACAUGCGCAUUGGGGACUAUUUUCUUUAUUGAGUUCAAAUGAAAUGAUAAUGACAUAUUUUAAAUAAAGAUCUGUUAAAUUGGACCCCAUGAUUAUAUUGAGGAAAAAAAUUUGCAUUGUAAGGGAAAUCUUUAUGAUGACUUUUAUUAAAAAGGAGAUAUUUGAUGUGAAUAUAAUAUAGUAAAUUCAAAAUUUUCACCACCUUUUUUGUGCAAAAUAUUAUUGUAACAGCUGUAUAGAUAUAUACAUUGUUAAUCGUUUUUAAUGCAUGUUCAAUUAUUACUAGAAUUUAUAAAUAUUACAAUAAGGUUGUUAUGAAAAUCAAAGUUGAAAUCAAAAUUUUUGAAUUGUUAUAAAAAAAUUUUGUGCAAUGAUCUUUCAAACUUUUUAUACAAACAGUUUCAGAAUUACGUACAUUAAUUUCUGUGGUUGAUGGUAUGUCCAAAAAUAAGGGUACCCCUAACACUUGAACCCUGAUUUUGAAAUUUUCAAUAUUAUUCUUGGAAAUGGGCACAGCAUUUUGUUUUCUUUGACAUAUUCGCCUUAUAUUAUCAAAGUUCUGUUUAUUAUGAAUACUUUCAACAUGUGAUGUGCAUUGCUUGUGAAUCGGUGAAUAUUUUUAUUUUAUUAAAGCUAUAGUUAACCUGAUGGUUUGAGUACUUGGUCGCAGGCCCAAAUCUCAUAAAACCUACGAAAGGCAGUGUGGGUUCAAGUAAGACGAUGGUAAUUAAAACAACUAAUUUCCACUGAACUCCAAUAUGUUCAUUUUUUGAGACAAAUGUUAAAACAUUUCUAUAAUUCCAAUUAUUAAAAAUAUAAUUUCGAACAUUAUUUUAAACAAGAUAACAAUGUGUAGAUCUUUUUUAUUAGUUUUCGGCCACUUGGAGUUUUUUCUUCUUAGUAGUGUGAGGUGUAACAAACUCUUUUUGUCUUUUUAAAAUUUGGAAGUAGGUAACUAAUAAACCAGUUCUCAAAAAUUACUAAACUGAUCCACCCAUUCUUACUACAGUUUUAUCUAGCCUCAGAUGGGCCUUCUUCAGUUGUCUACAUUUUCAUCCUUAUAUAUGACAAAAGAUAGCAUUAAUUGUCGUCCUGCCUUUCCAUAAAAAUUGUAGUUAUGAUAGGUUUUGUUGUAUUCCAAACUUUACUAUUUAGUACCCUUGUAGCAAACUACAUUGUGAGAGGGUGUGUCUCGAAACAGAUUUCUGACAUUGUGAGUAUAUUCAAUGUUGUCGACCCUCACAAAUCUAAAAUCAAGUUCGGCACACAAGUUGUUUAAGUGGUUAACUGGUUAGGUUAGGAAAGGUUGCAGCUUUUUUCUCUAGUUUUUAUUGAUUUAUCCUCAUACUCCUUGGUUAACAAGAUAUACAAUGAAUGAGUUAUUUAGGACAUGAACAAACUUCAAUUUUGUUUCAAAAUAAACUUAAUAUGAAAUUUAUACACCUACCUCCAAUUUUAGGCUAUUCCUUCUGUCUAUAGAGACGUCCUAGACUUACAAUCUUACAAACUUAACGGUUUUGAUUAUGAAAGUGGUUAUCAGACAUUAUGAUGAUGAAUCCAUCCUAUAUGAAUACAGAUUACUUUUGGAGUAUAAGUUAGGGUUAUCAAGACACAUAUUUAAAUCUUUAUCAUUGCAAAGAAAUAGUUUUCAAAGAAUAGUGUAAUAAAAAGGUGACAUUUGCGAUGAAUUCAAUCUCGAAGCUAUACAUGUAUUUUUUUGUAAUAAAUAAUAAAUAUGACUCUUUUAAAAGGUUGUAUUUUAAGUAUUGUAUUUAUCAUUAUAAUUAUUACGAUUGAGAAAAGUAUAAACAAAGCACUAUUUCAAUUUCGGGAUGUACUAUUAGUUCUAGAAAUUAAUAUACAUAAUUUUGGACCACCUUUAUAUGAUUGUGAUAUGUCUUCCAACAUUACAUCAAUUUUUAGAAUUAUAUUUUAGUUAUAUUGAUUUUUGGUAUUAGAUCGGCUAUUCAUUAUUAAUAUUAGUUUGUAAAUAUCAACAAUUUAAAGCGUUAAGUUAUAUUUUGGAUCAAAAAUAGAACUCAUUUACUUUUUAUGAUUGAAAAAAACGCAGGAGAUCACAAUUUAAAUUAUUCCAAUAACAUCCCUUAAAUUUGGAUUUUAGAUUAUUCGAGUACAAAUUUUGUAUUACUUUUCAGUUUCAAUACAUUAUUAAUCAAUAUAAAUUACACAAUGAUAAAAAUUAGUUAUAUUAAAUUUAUUUGGGAUAUCUACAGAGCUGACCGUCCCUAAAAUAGGAAAAGAUGCUUCAUUAAUUAUAUUAAUUUUUGAGAUAUUAAUUUCUUUACAGUCUUUUUGAUCUGUGAAGAUAUGUGAUUUUGUUUCUUCGACAAUUUUCUACAUUUCCACUAUCUAUGUCUCUUAUACUACCACACUUUUAAAGAGUGAAGUAGCUGAGCUCCUGCAUAAACAGUGCCCGAUGUAUUCUUAGAAUUUUGUAAUAUAAGAAAUUAACCAUUUAUGCAACUUUUCUAAAAAUGUGAACACCAAUAAGUUGUAUAGUAUAUUUUUCGGAUUUAUCAUAAUCAAAUAAUGAUGGUAUUUGAUGUAAUGACGACAAAAGUUCUUUCCAUGGUCAUUCCAAAAUUAGGAGUUUUAUCUCUAAUGUGGUUGACUCCUAUAUAAUUGAAAUUAAUUUUACAAAGUUAUUUGCGACGACUAUGGAGGGUAGAGGUACUUUACGCCUACCGAACAAAUUAUUAAUGGAACCUAAAAUAAAAAUAAUCAACAGGAAGAGUAGGAAUUAGUUUUAAUUUCUUUUAUUUUCACCAUACGAUGAACUAAGCGGGAAUCGUGUGAAACACGAGGACGGGAGAGUGUCGUGGUUUUCAGCUGUCUCAAAAUACUGUGACUCGCCGUAUAAAAACGAUAAAUGAAAACACAAACGAACAGCUCCAAGAAGAUAUUGCACCAUGUGUUGCUUUUUUGUUAUAACUUCACGAUUCAACAGAUAUCAUUGAUACUACACAACAACUUUUUAUUCGAAUGGUAUUUGAAGAUUUCUCGACUAACGAAGAAAUAUUAAGUUGAUUACCUUGAAAGGAAAAACUCGUGACCUUGAUAUAUUUACGGAACUCUAAGUAUAUAUUAGACCUUUCUAUCAACUCGUAUCAAUGACAACUGAGGGGCCACCUACAAUGACAGAUAUUCAUAAUGGGUUCAUUGCUCUUUGCCGAGGAUUUUCCAGACUUCAUUAGCUACCACUGCAUAAUUCAUCAACGAGUAGGUACUAAUUAGUAUGAACACAUAAUAUGUAAUGGAUAUUUCUUUCAAGGAUGUAAAUUCUAUAAAAGAAAAAUUUUUCCAAAGGCGACUGGUUAAACAGAAAUUAGCUGAUGAGGAACCAGAUUUGAAAUUGAACACUGAUGUAAGGUCGUUGAUAGAAUCAAGAUUUCGAGAUUUAUUGGACGAAAAAAUAAAAUUUUUUCAACAGAUGUGUAAUGAUUAUCAGCGUGUGGUUGAUUUAGACUUGCAAUAUGAUUAAGCAUAAAAUCAGGAACUACAAGGAAAGAACAAAACAGUAACAGAAAUUAUGAGUUCUAUUACAGCAUUUUAAAGCUAAAGAACAUAUUGGGUCUAAUUAAUCCUUGUAUAUAGUAAUAUUAAAACUGCAAUUAGAACAGUUUCUUAUGCAGACUCCUUGAGAAGAUAAUGAAAUUUCUUAAAGCAUCGUGAAAUGUAUUAUUGCUACUAGUUCAGAGUGCUGUUAAUCGCUAUUUGAAGAUGUUGCAGCUACUGAUGCAAGAGGAAACUUAUUACGCAGAUUGGAAACAGGAUGAAUGCUGUCAGCAAAUUCAUUUUUAUUUCCAAUGGAGUCCUCAAAGUACCCCUCGGCGACCGCUGAGGACCUUCAUUUAGUAGCAGUGACCACUAAAGUGUUAAUUUUAAGUGGUUGGAUUGUGCAUUUACUGUUAAGGUACUUUAUAAAAAAUCGUCUAUGAGACUUGCUAGGAGAGUGUAAUGCAGCAUAUUUGCAGUAAUAACUGACGGAAUUUAGAAUAUUAGAAACAAAUUUUCUAAUUAUUCUAUUUCAUCUUACUUCAUCUUCACGGCCACUUCUACCAAAUACACCAACAAUUAUUGCCAUUUUAUCCGUGUCUGCAAAUUAUAAAUUUGUUCUCUUGUGAGAAUUUUUGAUUUUCUCGGACGGUAUCCCACUUUGUCGCUCCAGAAAUUAGUAAGGAAGUAAUUUGUUGCUGAUGUUUAAAUGAUUUUUAAUAAGUAAACAGACUUCUAUCAUGGAUCACAAAUUCGAUUGUCACUCAAAAAAAACCAAAAAUACAGUUUCACCAAACUGAAUUCAAACUUUACACCAUGCAUGUAUGUAUCAUACUGUUGUUUCGAUUUCGAGGCAGCAGAUCCAAUGUCGCUCUGCUUGCUGCCUGUUUGAUGUCCAACGGAACAGCAGUGUCGAGUGUCGGUACUACAUACACGGUCAGUUUUAGUCAGUCGAUUUCUUUAUUAAUCAUAUUUAUUGCUCCAGUAAAAUAGAAAUUAUUAAUAAAAACACACCAAACAAUCUUAACUUUUUACAAAUUUAAAUGAAUGUGGUCAUGACAUCUUCAAAUUACGUUAUUAGGUAAUUCUCUUACUUAAAGCAAUAUCGAAUCGAAUUCCGUAUUUUCAAAGUUGAUUAACUGUAGGAAAAUAUUAGUGAAAGUUUUUUGUUUUCUUUGUAAGAAGAGUGUUAUAAAAUAUUAUGUGUGAUAUACGUGUUAAAAGUGAUUUUAUUUUGUUCGUGGAGUUGAUCAUCUCUACAAAAUAAAAUCUUAUAACACUUGUAUCAUAAAUAACUAUUUCGAGGUGACCGCAGAAAAACAUAUUUACAUUCAAUUCUUACAUCAAACUUUAUUUGCCUUAUGCUGACAAUUUACAAUGGUAAUAGCUUCAGUGAAUUAUAUUAAAACGGUAUUAUAAGGCUAUAGGGCAACGUAAAUGCAACUCGUUUAUUUCUCAUUUAAACUAAUGCCUUCAUAAGAUCGUAUCGAAACAAAAAUCAAAUCAAAUCAAAACAUUAAAUACAUACAGAGACAACGCUCAAAACGUACACAUACAACUGUCUCCUACGACUGCUACUACUGUACUCUAAAGCACAACUUCGUAUAUUAUUUUUUGUGCUAUAUGCUAUAUUCUGAUACAGAUGAUAUAGCAACUUUUUGGCCCAAAUCUUAUUAGUAUCUCCUAUUGGAACUUUUUUGUAUUGUUUUAAAGAAAAUUUGCUUUUAUAAGUGUAUAUUGCAAUGUUUGAUUCUCAAAAUAGUAAUUGGAACUGUACAGUGAUUGUUUCUGAGUACUGAAUGUUGAACAUUAAAUUUGGCUUUUGAUGUAUAAAUUAUUGCCCUAUGUUUGACAUGAGUUUUGUAAACAGAAUUUUAUAAUAUUUAUAAUACUUUUCAUAUGUAGUCGAAAAUAAUAUUAGAAGUUUAUGAAAAUGUGAUCUCCUUUAAGUAAACUUUUCCUAAUGUUUCAUAUUGUAUGUAUUUAAUAUUUUAAGCUUAAAUGUUUAUUUUGAGGCUAUGUAGAUGUUACAUAUUUUAUGUAUAAGUUUAUUGUAUUUACCUCAUUUGAAUUUUCUAUAACAGGCUGUGAAUUUCUCUAAAGAUGUAAAACUUUAGUUCCAUAUUAAUAAUUUCGAGCAUUAUUUAUUUUUUGAGCUGCCAAAUAACACUUUAGAUUACUAGAGGCAUAUUAUUUAUUGUAAUGUACAACUUAUUAAUGUAUUGCGAUAGCUUUUGUAACUUUUAAAAAUAAAAUGUUUUCAAGAUUUUAUUAAC